Molecule: messenger RNA, 2578 nt
Organism: Mauremys mutica (yellowpond turtle)
Lineage: Eukaryota; Metazoa; Chordata; Testudines; Geoemydidae
Gene: MYCBP
Product: MYC binding protein
Exons: 5
Coding region: 229-534 (101 amino acids)
Biological process (GO): regulation of DNA-templated transcription
Cellular component (GO): nucleus
Molecular function (GO): transcription coactivator activity
Source: RefSeq, a predicted model, not a curated record
GGAAGGCGGGAGAAGGUGCGGAAGUGGGGGAGAAGAGUGGAACAGAGACAGGUCGCGGAAAGGCCCAAGGAAGGACGCCAAAAAGAAGUUGGGGGAGGGGCAGGGCCGUGUAUUCCCGUCUCCAUGGUGACUGAUGGAACGCUGCGUGUCUUCCCCUCCCUCCCGUAAAAGACCCAGGGCGCAAGCGCGGCCCAGUCGUCAGAGCGACUCGGUGCGGAGCGGGCGGGGAUGGCGCAUUACAAGGCCACGGACUCUAAGCGGGAGCAGUUCCGCCGCUACCUGGAGAAAUCCGGGGUGCUGGACACGCUCACCAAAGUGUUGGUAGCCCUAUAUGAAGAGCCAGAAAAACCAAACAAUGCACUGGACUUUCUGAAGCAUCAUAUAGGAGCCGCAGCUCCAGAAAAUCCAGAAGUAGAGGCCCUUCGCCUGGAAGUGGCGGAGAUGAAAGAAAAAUACGAAGCUGUGUUGGAAGAAAACAAAAAACUAAAAGCAAAGUUGCUGAUCCAUGAGAGGACCUUUCCUCUUAUCCCAUGACUGCUUAGUUUGCUUAAGAGCCUUUGGUAAGGGACCAGGUCAGAGGCUUUCUGAAAGUUCAGGUACACUAUAUCCACUUGAUCACUCUUGUCCACAUUUGUUUUACAGUAAAAAGGCUAUAAGUAUUUGACUUGAACAUUCUGCUGAGUGAAGCUGUCAUGCUUAUCUAAAUGGUCCUGGCUUGGGUUAAAAUGGGAAUACUUCCUUGAGGGGAAAAAAUUAGAUGGAUUGUGUGGGGAGCAAGGAUGCAGUUAUUGCAUCUUGCAGGCAUUUUUUUUUGUCAUGGAUGGCUUAAAAUAAGUAAUCUGACUUUAGAAGAAGGGAGACUUCCCUAUGAAAGUGGUCUAAGAGAUCUGAUAAACUCAUUCAGUAAUGAGGGCUGAAUUAUAACUUAGUGUGUGGCCCAGAGUUAGUUUUGGGUCAUAUGCCACAACUCUGUGAAAAGGCGCAAGAGUCUGCCCUCAGGCAGUAACCAAGUUUGUUGGGGAAAUCAAGAAUGAUUCAGUGUCAUUAGGACCACCAAUUUUUCUGCUCUCAUUUCCUUGUAUCCUCCCUCUGUAUCUCUGAAAUGUUUCUCCCUAUUGAUUAGUACUUUCUCUUCUCCCCUCCUAUCUACUGUUUAUGCACUUUACCUCUUUUGUUCCAUCUGUCUUUUUUGUCCUGAACAGUCACCCAUUUCCCUGGGUCUUUGAGUUUUGUUGGGUUUCUGAAAGGCAGCAGAACAACUUUUACAUGAGAGGAUUGUGCGCAAAAUUGUGUUCUAAUCUACUUCCUUCAUUACUCUUUUAACAUGCAGAGCAUUAAAGAGGAAACUUUUAUUUUCCCUUUCCAUUAAGUACUGUAGCAAGGUUAAGUAACUAGCAAGUUGCCCUUUUCAGCUAGGUGCCUGUGUAAAGACCUCUCUGCACAGGGGAAAACCUGCUAAUCUGAUUCUCUUGUUAUGGGCAGAAGAACAGUACAUGUAAUUAACUGAAAAGCAAAACUUGACUAAGAUCCAGUCCAGAUGUUUUAUUUUGUAGCUAGUUUGGUGUGCAAAAGACAUGGAGCACUUUUCAGCAGCUGUUGCUGGCAGCACACUGCGAUAAAUUUAAUUGAACAUUAUUGUAAAUGCCAGAUGAAUAUUUCGAUCAGGCUAGGAAUUUCUAACCCAUAAAUGAGAAACAUUUUAAAUGCAAAAUUAAAACUGAGUGGCAGAUUCUAGAUAUUCUAAUAUUUACUUUCAUAACCUUCCCUAUGUCAGAGAUUCUUUUCAAAGGCUCUGAAAUCUACUUGGUCUUCAGCUACUUAAUUUUUAUACAUACGUAUCUAUAAUUGGAGAAUUCAGGGUGUAUUUUAAGUGGCCAAAUUAUCACUACAUCAGUGUGAAUUGUCGAUUAAGGUUCUGAUGGUAGGUUUGUCCUCUGUUUUAAACUUUACUCCUUGGAAUAGUCCCAUGAAUAGCUAAUACCCAUUCUAGUGGUGGAAGUCAGACCAUUUUACUCCAGCAUAUUUCAGUACAGCAUACAAGAAUGUAGGACAUUCUUCCCAAUACUAACUCAUGAGUAGCCAGUAUUGGGCAGUCACAAUGUAAAACCCUCUCUUCUUUAAAGUAAGAAAUUAAAUAUUUGUCAGUGGGAAAAACUCUCAAGCUUUUAAUGGAUCUUGUGUGCUGAAAUCUCCUGACUUUAUAAGUCACUUAAGAAUUUUUGAAAAUCCUGCCCUGCACCUUUAAAAGCCCCCCCCCAUAGCUGUAUUUUUGCACAAUACAUUGUGUUUUCUCUUCCCUCUCACCCCCACAAAAAAAAAGUUUACCGGGUAUGUUUGUAGUCUUUGAAAAUAAGUGGACCUAUCUGUAGAAUAAAGGUUGCUAUAAAACAAUUACUCCUCUCUCCUGUUGGGGUAAAAUAUGCCUUCAGGGUUUUUUUAACAUUCUAUAGCUAACAAAAUCACUCCUUUUUUUAAUUCUACAGCUGUCUCAGUAUGAACCACCUCCAGAAGAGAAGCGUGGUGAAUAGGAAUGCUUUCACCUUUUGGUUACUUAACUGAAUAAAGGGCUUCAUCAGAA